This is a messenger RNA of Gopherus evgoodei (Goodes thornscrub tortoise), 2531 nucleotides long. RefSeq names its product uroplakin 3A (gene UPK3A). The transcript has 6 exons. The record is from RefSeq and is a predicted model, not a curated record. The coding region runs from base 1 to 810 and encodes 269 amino acids. Lineage: Eukaryota; Metazoa; Chordata; Testudines; Testudinidae.
AUGCAGGGCUAUUGGGUUCUGCUAGGUCUUUGCUGGCUGGGGCAGCUGUGUGUGGCUCAGAAUUUGAGGCCUCAGAUUGCAAACCCCAAACUUGCUACAAACAAUCCUACCCUUACUACAAUUGUUCUAGAGAAACCUUUCUGUGUGUUUGAUGAUUCACGGUCUCCAGGUAGCUCCUAUGUGGUCUACUUGUAUGCAAUGGCUGACUCUGCAAGCACUGUAAGCUCAGCUGUGACUGACAACAGCAGCAAACCUCUCAACACCACUUUCCAAGACACCAACGGAGGACAACUUGGACCUUACAGGGCUGCAUUGUUUAAUGUGCCCAAUUGUGUAUCACCCCCUCUGCUGGCUGAUGUUGUAAAUGUGAAAAAAGUUUCAGAUGUCUUGAAACAAUACCUCUUCAGAGUGGGAGAUGAUGUGACUUGUUUAUAUGACCCAAACUUCCCUGGUGCCUGUAACCCACCUCUUGCUGAGGAUACAACAUACAGGUUUAAGUACCUUCUAGUAGAUCUGGUUGCAGGUGUUGUGAAAGACCAAACGCUCUGGUCUGAUCCAAUGAAAACUCGUAGGGUAAAACAGACUUCAACAAUUGAUACCUGGCCUGGGCGAAGGAGUGGAGGAAUGAUUGUCAUCACAUCCAUCUUAAGCACGCUUAUAUUCCUUCUAGUUGUUGGAUUUCUUGCCUCCAUAUUCUUCUUUGUCAUCAGGGCAUCAGGAGAGACAUCCACAGAGACCACACAUGCGUCUCAGACUACCCAGCAGGCUGUACCAAGAUCUCAGGAUAGCUCUGAGGGAGUGAACCAGUGAGCCCUGAGAGAAAGAAGAGUCCACACCCUGGCUGAACUUCAACUGAACGGCUACAAAUGUACUGAUAUUAAAGAAUUGCCCUUUCCUACUGAACUUUGAAUAGGUCACAUUGAUUAGAUACUCAAGUUCAGUAAGUGAAGCUGAAUGGCACAGGUGUUCUAUACAUAUCAUGUUCCAUCAACUCCUACAGAGCAGCACACUAUCUUCAUUAGGUUGCUGCUACAAGUUGUGGCAGCAAGUAAUCUUGUCAUUGGGCUCAUGGUACUUCUAUCCUUCAGUUAACUCAUGUGCGGCUGCAUAUUUCCAAAACUGAGGCGUGGUAGAGAGUUCUGAUUCUAGAGAGCAGUUCAUAGUCAGUGACUGCCUGGUUUAGUGGGAGGAGAGAGAAAAUGACCAAGUGUAUUAGUGUGGGCUAGAGUAACAUACUGAAAACUUUCAAGUUUGCUAGCCUGGGCUAGGGUUUAGUACAUAAUUAUCCUUGUUUAUAGGUUAGAAGCUAAAUAGGUUCUAAAGCUGAGCUCAACCUUUGACUUUUAUUUUAGCUUCUUUUUAUAUAAUUGAGAAUGUGAUGUAGGUAAAGAGAGGCUUCAUAUGGAGAACAGUACUUAACAGUGCAUGCAGCCUAAUCAAGGCUUGAUAGCAGCUAGCUCUUCAGUUAGCGCCUUAGGAAGAACAAACUUAGUACCAAACUUUCAUUGAAAGAAGGGUAGAGGCAAACUAACCAACUGUUAGAAACUACAAAUGAGGGAUAUGGAUGCCUGUGGCAUCAGCAACUUUCACAGUUCUGCACAGCCCCCACACCUCAUUGUUUAAAAAUAUGUAACUUCCCUGCAGAGACCAGACUUCAGGUCUCUAGUUCUAAAUACUUCUGGACUAGUAUUGGUAUGCAACACUAAAGCAUCUCUCUUAGAACUAGGCAACCCUACUUCUUAUGGAAGUUGUUAGUGUCCAGCUCCCUAGAAAAUCUGGGCUGUAAAUAUUCAGAGAGCUUCUAUCUCUAUAUAAGGCUAGUGUUUUCAACUAAAAUAUUGGCUGGAAGUUACAUUGCCUGAGAAACAGUCACUUUUAAUGAAAACUGGGUGAUAGAAUGUCUAGUCUCUACUAUUUAGAGCAGGGAUAUCUUUGACACUUCAUACACCAUGACAGUGGAGGGGGGUGAGGAUUGGCUGGUUCCAUCAGCUGCUAAUCCUACUAUGGUAACAUGAAAUGUUCAAACAGUGCAUCCUCAACUUGUACUGCUGGAAGUGAACUUGUCAUGUAUUUCUUUCCUUCACUACCAUUCUGUCCCACUGACCAGUAUAAGUGGAAAAAUUAUACUAACACUGAGUUUCUCCUCUCCCUAGCCUUCCCAAGUUGCACUGAAUGGGUCCAGCUUGAAGCCUUCUCAUAAACUGUGUAUAUGAGCAACUCCUGCUGUACCCAACUAAGUAUUCUUAACAUGUACAUAGUUGUCACUAACAUAAUACAUUUGUCAUACACUAGUGCUGAAGUCAGUUUAAGCCUGUCUCAGUUUAGCAAAUAUCAGUCUUUUAUGCAGCCACCAGUAAAAUGGGUGGCUAAUAAACACAUCACUGGCACAGUUACUCAAGUCUUUGUUAAUCUUCAUUAACACAUACUGAAAGAAAACAGCAGCUUUUUCCUGGCUUUUAACUGUUUAAACUCCUUUAGAAAAGUGUACAAAGGGCAUUCUUUUAAUGUAAAACUUCACCAUAAUAAAAUGU